AGCAGCAGCAGCAGCAGCAGCAGCAGCAGCAGCAGCAGCAGCAGCAGCAGCAGCAGCAACACCACCACCACCACCACCACCAUCAUCACCAUCACCAUCACCAUGCAGCCGCCGCGCCUCCUCCUGCUGCUUCUGCUGCUGCUGCAGCAACAGCAACAGAAGCAACAGCAACAGCAGCAGCAGGAACAGCAGCAGCAGCAGCAGCAGCAGGAGGCCCUUAUACUGUAGGCGUGGUGGAUCGUAUAGAGACCUGGUGCACAGUGCUGUGGGAGACAGGCAAUGUGGAGACAGAUGUUCGAAGCUGUCUCUUAACACCUGUAGCUCUCGAUAGGACGCCCUUUGAGCCCAGCGACUGCACACUGUCUCCUCUGCUUCUUCCUCAUAUGGUUGUUCAAAGAAGAAAGCCCCAGCAGCAGCAGCAGCAGCAGCAGCAGCAGCAGCAGCAGCAGCAGCAGCAGCAGCAAAGGCUGCCUUCUUCUUCGGCAUUAAAAAUGCUGCCCUGGUGGAGUAGGGUACAUCAUGGGGGUUUGCAAAUAUCGGGGGGGGCCCCUGUAGAGCCGCUGCUGCAGCAGGUGCAGCAGCGUGCUGCUGCUGCUCAGCUGUAUAGGGAACUCGUUAUUGCUGUUGGGGCGAGCAGCAGCACUUCCAGCAGCAGCAGCAGGAGCAGCAGCAGAAGAAGAGGCAGCAGCAGCAACGACAAUAAUGCUGAGUUGCUGCAGGCUGCAGCAGAACGCCGGCGUGCGCUGCGGCUACAGUAUCAAGAGCUGCAGCUGCAGCAGCAGCAGCAGCAUAGCCCUGCCCUUAGCAGCAGAUUCAGCAGCAGCAGAUUCAGCAGCAGCAGGCAGCAGCAACAGCAGGGUGGGGGGCCCCCGAGCGACUCAGGCGGGUCUUCUCCAGAUACACCUGAAGCUAAUCCCUCUUUGAGGCUAGCAGCAUAUGAAGCAGCAAAAGACA
Eimeria acervulina is the source of this 954-nucleotide messenger RNA. RefSeq lists its product as hypothetical. Lineage: Eukaryota; Apicomplexa; Conoidasida; Eucoccidiorida; Eimeriidae. The record is from RefSeq and is a predicted model, not a curated record. The annotation marks the transcript as partial. The transcript has a single exon.